Nestor notabilis (Kea) is the source of this 705-nucleotide messenger RNA. It is a transcript of the gene FAM228B, whose product is annotated as family with sequence similarity 228, member B. The record is from RefSeq and is a predicted model, not a curated record. The annotation marks the transcript as partial. The transcript has 6 exons. Lineage: Eukaryota; Metazoa; Chordata; Aves; Psittaciformes; Psittacidae.
AGGUUCUCCUCAGCAUCAGCGAAGAGUGGCACACCAAAUACUUUUGAGUGCAGUAGAGAUUUUGGGGAGAAAAAUAAUGUUGAAGAUUGGCUAGCAGAGAAACACUUCAGCUGUGCAAAGGCAGCAGCUGAUCAAAGUCGAGACAUCCUUGUUUCUGCUCACUGCAUCUUGGACAGAGAAAAUUAUUUUGUGAGGGAGGUGGACAGAUACUUGAGGCACAAUGAAUUCUUAGAUCUGAGAAAGAAGGAGAUGCUCUACAAGAAAUGGCUUGAGGAUGUUUCAGAGCCACUGCUGCAGAAAAUUGAGGACAAGAUGGACAGCAAGUCAAGUGCAGAAAUACAGAAAAGGAAAGAAGAACAACUCUCUCUCUACUUAGACUACUGUAAAAAGAAGGGCUAUGUGAUUUUGGAUGCUUAUGACCCAUCGGAGUAUGAUCCAUUCUUCCUGAGGACAUCUACAGACUGGUGGAAGGUUUCAACACCAGCUUUACAGGAUCCUCUGUUAAGAGACAUUCAAAGAAAGCUUAUUGAGACAGGCAUUAUCAAGCAGUGCGAGACAGGAAGACCAUGCUCCACCAGAGAGCUGAACAAACUCAGCAGAGAACUGCCACUGCUUCCUUUGAGCCGGCAACAUAUGGAUGCAAUUGAAUGGCUGAAGAUACCACACACCUACAUUGCUAGUGACGUCUACCAAAGAAAGAGGUAA